Neurospora crassa OR74A is the source of this 2479-nucleotide messenger RNA. It is a transcript of the gene pph-1, whose product is annotated as serine/threonine-protein phosphatase PP2A catalytic subunit. Gene Ontology annotation, molecular function: protein serine/threonine phosphatase activity. The transcript is spliced from 7 exons. Gene Ontology annotation, cellular component: cytosol. Lineage: Eukaryota; Fungi; Ascomycota; Sordariomycetes; Sordariales; Sordariaceae. The record is from RefSeq and is a predicted model, not a curated record. Gene Ontology annotation, biological process: mitotic cell cycle; peptidyl-serine dephosphorylation. Bases 809 to 1792 code for a protein of 327 amino acids.
CUUCAACCUCCUAGCUUUGACCUGAACUCACCCCGGCAAUUUCACCAGCACAGCGCCAGCAGGGUCGAGCGGGUCUCCAUUGUUGGUUAGGUACCUACCUACCAACCUGCUAAAACAACCUCAAGGAGCCAGAGGGGAACGUUGACCAACUUCCUUUACAAGGGCGCGCAAUCUCUCAGCUGCUGCUGCCGCCGCCCCAGCCCACUUUGUUUGCGUGGUUACUACUGCACCACCCACCCACCUACGGCCACCUCCACCCACCACCACCAGUCUCCAACUCCUACCUACCCUCCUACCUUACAGCCCAGUCACCACGACAAACCGCUACCUCUACCUAGCAACCUCACACACGAAAAAAGGGACAAUAUCACGCGAAACGUCACGGCGACUUUGUCUUCCAUUGCGUCCCAGUAUACCCCAUCUGCCGAGAUAGGAUAUCUCUCACGGCGACGGCCAGCCCUUAGACGCCCAGCGCCGUCUUUGAUUCAGUGACAAAGGUCAACCUGGAGCAUCAGCUACCACUCACCAAUUCCCGUCCACCUUCACCCCCUUGCGGUCCAAAAGGAGAACACGGGAGGCGACUCUUUCUGCCUUGCCCUGCAACCCAGCUCACCCUCCACCUGCCCAAUUUCGAGCUGCUGCUUGACCCGCGCCGCGCCCGAGAGAUUACAACGUCAUUGCAUUCAACACCAUCACCGCCCGCUACAUCGACGACAUCCUGAUCACCUUCUUAUCGCCCACAACCGCCCGAACCUAACCCCGCAAUAGCCUCUCCAACAGCCUCCAGCAAGCCCAAUUACCCACCAACAUGGAUACGAAUAUGGAGGAUGUCGGGCGCGUUCCCGCCGAGCUUACCUCGUCCAACUUCGAGCCAACCACCAUCCCGACACUGGACGGCUGGAUUGAGAGCUUGAUGAACUGCAAGCAGUUGGCCGAGUCUGACGUCCAGAGAUUGUGCGAGAAGGCACGCGAAGUCCUCCAAGACGAAUCCAACGUUCAGCCGGUGAAAUGUCCCGUUACCGUUUGCGGAGAUAUCCACGGUCAGUUCCAUGACUUGAUGGAGCUCUUCAAGAUCGGAGGUUCGUGCCCGGACACCAACUAUCUAUUCAUGGGAGAUUAUGUCGACCGUGGAUACUACUCAGUUGAGACCGUCACUCUGCUCGUCGCUCUCAAGAUCCGAUACCCCAACCGCAUCACCAUUUUGCGCGGCAACCACGAGUCGCGCCAGAUCACACAAGUAUACGGCUUCUACGACGAAUGCCUGCGCAAGUAUGGUAACGCCAACGUUUGGAAGUACUUUACCGAUCUUUUCGACUACCUUCCUCUCACCGCCCUAAUUGACAACCAAAUCUUCUGCUUGCACGGCGGUCUUUCCCCUAGCAUCGACACGCUCGACAACAUCAGAGCGCUCGACAGAAUCCAGGAGGUCCCCCACGAGGGCCCCAUGUGCGACCUGCUGUGGUCGGAUCCCGAUGACCGUUGCGGAUGGGGAAUCUCGCCCCGUGGUGCAGGCUAUACCUUUGGCCAGGAUAUCUCAGAAGCUUUCAACCACAACAACGGUCUGACACUGAUUGCCAGAGCGCAUCAGCUUGUGAUGGAGGGCUACAACUGGUCCCAGGACAGGAAUGUUGUCACCAUAUUCUCGGCGCCCAACUACUGCUACAGGUGCGGUAACCAAGCCGCCAUCAUGGAAAUUGACGAACACCUGAAAUACACAUUCCUGCAAUUCGACCCUUGCCCGAGGGCUGGCGAACCUAUGGUUUCGAGACGAACUCCCGAUUACUUCCUUUAAUGAUUAAGCUUGCCUUCGCCUCAUUGUGUUAUGCCCUGAGCAGAAAGAUUAAGGGACAUAGAAGAGCGAAAAGUCUUAAUGAUACAUUUCUUCGCGCAACCAUAUAAAAACUCCGCGCUAUGUGGAGCCGGGACACGAUUACCAUAGCACUUGUUCGUAUAGUGAGCGUUGUGUUUCGCGAGACAUGAUUAGACAAGUAAUGUAUCGAACAUCGGGGAUCGACAACAAAGCCCAGUCUCUCUUCGAUUUCGAGUCACGUCUCACUCUUUGCUCAGCCAGUUAGUUUACCUUUGGUGUACCCUUCAUGAUAGACUGGGAAAUGCAGGUGUAAAGACAGGAAGGGAAACAUGACUUUGAUUAUGCCAGUUCAUGUAGAAUUCGGAUAACUAUUUUGUCUAGAUCAUUGGAUUCGGGGCGUCAUUGCUUUCCCGCUUGGAACGUCUGUUUUUUCCACCUUACAUUUACACUAUCUGGCAUAGGUGUUCCUUACCAGGUGGGCUUCCCGAAGGGAAAGUGGAUAUGUUGGAUUUCAUCGACGAGCUCGGUGAGCUGAACAGGUGAGACGGCUCAUAUCCAUGGCGAGUAGGCAUGAGUAGAGGCGCAGAACAUGAUAACUCGUCACCAUGAUCGCUAUCGGAGCAAUUUGGCGCUCUGCAUAUGCGGGUGCAUAUUCUGGCUUCCUUCAAA